Messenger RNA from Capsaspora owczarzaki ATCC 30864, 804 nucleotides. RefSeq lists its product as hypothetical. NCBI's taxonomy places the organism in Eukaryota, Filasterea, Ministeriida, Capsasporidae. The transcript is spliced from 3 exons. The coding region runs from base 1 to 804 and encodes 267 amino acids. The record is from RefSeq and is a predicted model, not a curated record.
AUGUUGCUAGCCAUUGCGGCUCACUCACAAAUAGCCGGCUGGCGCUGGGAUAGCACACUGUCCGCCUACCAGCCGUUGAAGGCCGAAGUAUCUUUGCACCUCCUGCUUGUGGCUCAGGUGCCAACGGUCGGCGGCAAGUACAAACAAACGACAAGCAGCGAAAUCCUCGCCAACUCGGGAUACUGCUACGUCCACCAUCUCAGGACCAUUGAUGGGGACGAAGAGCGAUACCGGACAAAGCCUGAAAUCGAGAGCGGCAUCAGCCACCCAGACGCUCGCAAGGCCGCCCAAUGGGCCCACGCGAAGCUCAUCCCACAGUUGCAGCUCGACCAACUGCUGGAGCACGAAGGCCCUGAACCGGCACUACGCUGGGGAAAGACGCCAGACGGAGUCCUACGCAGCUUCCAUCUCGAGCUCAUCCAGGACGACAAGAAAGAGCUUUUCGGGCAACCGCACCACGUUCACGAGGAUGGCACCAUCGACCAAAUGCCUGAACAGGCCAAAGUCGUAGACCCACUCGAAAUCCAAGAAGCCGUAGUCAUCAAACGAAACAAACAACACCGGCUCAUCGGCUUGUUGACCGAACUCGACAUCAGCCCAACACGCAUCAUCCUGAAGGGCCGAAAAGGAGCCAACCACACGCCCAUGCUCGUGUCGGCGCCAGGACUGCGGAUCAAGAAGCUCCAUAAGCUGCUCACCAAAGCGAGGCCCGAGCCCAAGCAGCUCGCUAGCUGGAGAAGGCUCCCGGAGCAAUGGGUCUACAUUGCCAAACUGUCUUGCUCCCCGCUGGUGGAGCGCAAAUAA